GUGAGUCACGCCAUUCCGUCGCUGAACCUCGGUUGCAGCGGUCUGUCCUGUCCACAUCUCCACCACGCUCACCAGGUCCCACACACGAACGUCUAGGUCGCCACUUACAGCGCGCGUCAAAUUCGCGUGAAGGUUUUACGAGCGUACUGAAAAAACGCGAUAGCGUUUGAUAACGAAAGAAAUGAAGAAAUCGACGAUUUAGUCUGUGUCCGUGCGCGAAGAGUAGUUUCGGUUCUUUAUUAUGUUCCAAAGAUGGGAGUAUUCCAAUGUUUGUCGCUCGCUGUGAUAUGGAUAACAAUAACAAAUGUUUCCUAUUCCACUGCUAUCAAGUGCUAUCGAUGCAGCCUCACUAAAACUAACCUCUACCUAACAGAACCCUCGGGACUAUGUUCUGAGUUCGAUUAUUCAGAUAGAUUCAUCGUUGACUGCCCAGAGUCAACGUUCUGUGUGAAGAAGACCUAUCAAGCCAAAAUCGCAGGAUUGAGAAAUGGCACCGACAGAUUCUGCGCUUUCCAAAAGUUCGAAACCCACGAGGUGGUUAACAGAGAAUGGAUACCAAAGGUGAUAAUAGAAGAGCCCUACACAGAGAACUGCACCGUGAUAAACGACCAAGGGCUUCGAACCGGAUGGACCGAAGAAUGCUACUGCAAAACAGAUCUCUGCAAUGCGGCCCCCACGUGUGACAGCGUCAGAUCUCUAGCCGUUCUACUUUCAUCUGCUGUGAUAAUACUGAGAAACAUACCAUUGCUAGGUUAAGAUAUGCUUACACGUUUAUGUUUAGUGAAUUUGUGAUCCGAGUUGUUUUGUGAAAUAAAGAUAUUUUAGCGUUUCUAUCAUCGAAUGGAGAAUAUUCGAGGAAUAAAUGGAAUAUAAAACCUGUUAAUGUAUGAGUAAUUCGAAUAUCAAAAGAAAAUAAAUCCUAGGUGUAACAGUU
This is a messenger RNA of Coccinella septempunctata (seven-spotted ladybird), 934 nucleotides long. RefSeq lists its product as uncharacterized. Bases 253 to 756 code for a protein of 167 amino acids. The record is from RefSeq and is a predicted model, not a curated record. NCBI's taxonomy places the organism in Eukaryota, Metazoa, Arthropoda, Insecta, Coleoptera, Coccinellidae. The transcript is spliced from 3 exons. Gene Ontology annotation, biological process: regulation of synaptic transmission, cholinergic; sleep; positive regulation of voltage-gated potassium channel activity.